Molecule: messenger RNA, 1554 nt
Organism: Symbiodinium sp. CCMP2592
Lineage: Eukaryota; Dinophyceae; Suessiales; Symbiodiniaceae
Source: the annotation of a GenBank genome assembly
AUGCAGCUGCAUGUGUCUAUGUUGGCAGAGUGGCUGGCAGGCAAGGGUGAGAUCCCGGAUCAUCAUCGCUCCCUGCCCUGGCGGGCCAUUGUGUCUGUCAAUGACAAACGCUUCGCCAAUUUCUUGCAGGGGCUCAGGACAGAAUGGCAGUUUAUCCAGUGCCUGGAUCGACUCCCGCCCAAGAAGGCGCUGUUCAAGUCCAUGAACUGGACACGAUGGCCCGUGGUUCGAGAGAUGCUGACAGAAGCAGAGCUACCCGACAGUACUUUGUUUGGUGAGGGGUCAGUGCGAUUUGAUCCGCAGCAUCCCGAUGCACGCAAAGUUCAAGAGCUCUGUCUGGCUUCAGCUGGAUUACGUGUGCAGUCACGUGAGAGCAGCCUGCUGACAAGCCUGCCAAAUGAACUAUGCUUCAACGACCUCCGCGACGCCGAGCGACGUGCUCAAAAAAACGAGAUGAGGGCACCAACGUCAAUUUGCGCCGGGGCCAUCAAGUCAGGAUGGGUGCGGUCGCCUCUUGAGAAGGUGUCUUUGGAAUCUCAGGAUUGGACCAGUGCCGUGCGAGCCAACAAGUUGCGAAGCAGCAUUCUGCCGAAUGCCCGCUCCGGCAAGAAGGACCUGGGCCUGAACAUGACAGAGCUGACCGCCAGCAAAGCAUGCCCUCAUAUGACAAAACCACAUGUUCUGAUGCAACGUCUUCUUUUUUACAGCACUCUGCUGAGUGAAUUUGCUGCAGAUUCCUCUUGCAAUCUGGAGAAGAUGGCGGUGCAGGCAUGGGCAGGUCGACUUAUGAAGGUCAGCUGUUUUUGGCAACCAGAUGACUCAGAGCAGACAGCCAGGUUCGUGGUCUCGACCGGCCCCGACGUCAUUCGCUAUGUGACCGUGCAGGGUGUGGAGGUACAAGAGACAAUGCAUUUUGCUUUCCCCAAAGACCUUCAGAAAGUGGAGCCCACAUUGCGGUUCAAUGCUCAGGUUGGCCGCUUGUCACUCGUGGUUGGCCUGUCCUCAGAGGAGCAUGGAUUGUUGUUGCGACCUGAAGCUUGGCUCAGCCCGAUACGCUUCAUGCUCAGUCACACGAUCCUGGACAUGCCCGCUGCUUUCAUCGCACAGUUUGCUCACAGACUGGCCUUGGUGGCAACAAGGUUACGCACAAGGAGCGGGCAGCUGCUCUUGGAGUCUGAGAACUACCCCGAGGAUUAUAUCCAGAAUAUCUUGGAAAAUCCUCCUUCUCGCACACGCAAAGCCCGGAAGCCUGAAGAAGCAAACGAGGACAAAGCAGACGACAACGACGAUGACGAAGAGGACGAGGCCGAAAUUUGUGAAGCGACCAACUACAUGCAAGAAGAAGAGAACGAGCAGGAGGACAGCAACCAGGAGAGCCACGCAAACGAUGCACGGCCUUCGAACCCAGAUGGUGAAGCAAUGCAGGCGGAGAACAAAGCUGACAAUGCUGAUGAUGCCGCUGCCGCCGCAGCUGCAGGAGAUGGCCAUGCUGUGCCAGAAGAUCGAUCCUCUUUUGCUUCACAUCAUCUUUCGGUUACGAUUACUACCUCCUAG